Molecule: messenger RNA, 1734 nt
Organism: Fusarium oxysporum Fo47
Lineage: Eukaryota; Fungi; Ascomycota; Sordariomycetes; Hypocreales; Nectriaceae
Exons: 2
Coding region: 1-1734 (577 amino acids)
Source: RefSeq, a predicted model, not a curated record
AUGGCACAGCGUCUGUGUGCUGCGUGUUCGCGCUUCGCAAAAGACUUUGCUGAGGCAGAAGAAAAAGUCUCGUUUCCCCGCGCUCAAACCCUUGCCCCCAACAUCCAUGCUCUUCGAAAAUCAGCGCAGAAUGACUGCCAGCUUUGCCAAAUUAUCUACCAGUCAUAUUUCUUUAACACCUUUGUAUCCUGGUCAGAGGAGAAGUUUCCCAUUCACCUCCAGACAUGGUCUUAUAGCCCUCUCCGCGACGACCGGCUGCCUUCACCUGGUCAAGACCCAAUAAAGCCAGAGUUGUUGUCAAUUGGUGUCGGAAAGACAAUAGAAAGUAGUGUAUGGCAUGGUGAACCACUGAUCGUGAAUAAGGAAACAGAAGGAUUAGUCAAAGCUCGCUCUUCGCGCACCUCGAGUUCUGUCGCCGAUCUGUCUUCAGAUGAAGGCGUUGAAAAGGCUGUUGCAUUAGCCAAAGAAUGGAAAUUAUCGAUCAGAUACCUAUGGGUCGAUGCCCUCUGCAUCUUGCAAAGCGAAGGACCAGAUGAUGCACAACAUAGAGCUGACUGGUCCUAUGAAGCCGCUAGAUUUGGCCAGUACUAUCAAAACGCCACCUUGACAAUCGCGGCAACCGGGGCUAUAUCAUCCAGCGAAGGGUUAUUCCUACGAAGACCGGCACUUGAGUUUGACCCAGAGCCGGUUAUUCUCAAACAAAACACGAAUAGGGGCGAGACUAACGUCUUUAUCAUUCAACCACCGACUCCAUUAUGGGGUCCAGCCAUACGAAAUGCUGCUCUUCAAACCAGGGGAUGGGCUAUCCAAGAAAGAGUCUUAUCAAAGAGGAUACUACACUUUGGCGCAAGUUAUUUGCUAUGGGAAUGCCAUGAAAGCCGGGUUACAGAGACGAACCCGGGCGACACCGACUCUCUUGCCUAUAGCGAUACAGGCGAAGACUUUAUUUCUGCCUUCAAAGACAUGGAUAACCGCCAGGAAGAUGACAUCAUGAGAUCUUGGUACCAAUUUAUAGAUGUUUACUCUUCGACGAACUUUUCUUUCCAUACAGACAAGCUCCCAGCUUUGUCAGGAAUUGCGACUAGGAUCAAAGACCGCUUUCCACAGGACUACAUCGCGGGAAUAUGGGAGUUGGCUAUUCCAGAAGGACUGGCCUGGAUGGCCCGGGAAACGGAAGAGCCGGACCCGGGCUCUGAUCUACCAUCAUGGUGUUGGGCCACCAGACGGUCCGUUUCGUUCUUCUUCGUAUGGGACAACAACGAUUGGAAUCCAAUGAUACAAGUCAAGUCCUGGUCAGUCACGACAAAUGGUCCGCAGACAUCGGGUCAAAUACUCCAAGCAAGAUUGAUUAUUAGUGGCAUUUUCAAGGGAAUAGAUUUAUCCGACCCAAGCCUGAUUUUCAAAUUCGGUUACAAGACCGAUGCUGAAUGGACAGACAACGUCACAAGCCUUACUGCUUUAGACCCUGGGUUCUCAGUGGAUCGGCUUGUAUUCAUUGAUGACGCGAGGUCUAUUAAGACUAUUGCCAACCAUCACCCUUGCCUCUUAAUCGGAAAAUCACAUGUUCCUUUAUCGGAUGUUACAGGGAAAACAUUGGUAGGAGUUGCGCUUAUAUUGGAGCCCACAGGCCGUGUGGGAAGGUUCCAAGAGUAUAGAAGAAUUGGACUUGCAUCUCUCUCCUUCAUGGAAUACUGGGCUGAUGUUAAAGAUAUGAGAACAGUUGAGCUUGUAUAG